This is a messenger RNA of Danio aesculapii, 3571 nucleotides long. It is a transcript of the gene cilp, whose product is annotated as cartilage intermediate layer protein, nucleotide pyrophosphohydrolase. NCBI's taxonomy places the organism in Eukaryota, Metazoa, Chordata, Actinopteri, Cypriniformes, Danionidae. The transcript is spliced from 8 exons. The record is from RefSeq and is a predicted model, not a curated record. The coding region runs from base 22 to 3537 and encodes 1171 amino acids.
GGUCAUUCACCGGGAGCCAGGAUGGGCUGCCUCUCAAUAUGGACCUUUCUUUUGCUUCUACUGGGAAUUACAGGCACCAUUUCUCAAGGUACAUGGAGAGGUAUGAUGGGGACAUCAUGGAGACCAAACCCAGCUGUAUACCAUAAUGAAGAUAAUUAUGAGUGGACCACAUGGUUCAAUGUAGAUCACCCUGGUGGGAAAGGAGAUUAUGAGAAGCUGAAUGUAAUUCGUUAUUAUUAUCGAGCCCGUGUGUGUGAGGUUCCUCGAGCUCUGGAGGCACGGACCACCGAAUGGAUCCCAGCUCGCAGCACUGGGGAAAGAGUUCAUGCUGACCCAGCUGGGGGCUUCUGGUGUGUCAAUGAUGAACAGCCUUUUGGGAAGAACUGCUCAAACUAUGCUGUGCGCUUCCUCUGUCCCAGAGACAUUGUGUCAGAUGUUGAAGAAGGAAUAUGGGGUCAGUGGUCAGAUUGGAGUCUGUGUCCUGCUCAGUGUGAUGAAGAAGCAACACAACAUCGCUCUAGAAGCUGCCAAUCUAAUUCCAAACAAUGCAGUGGAAAAAGUGUUGAGGCCAGAUCAUGCCAUGGUCCACCAUGCCCACGUUGUGAUUUGCAAUGCAUUGUGGGCACUGUAAACAGUGAGUGUGAUGGCUGCAUGUGCCAGGAUCAUACAGUGUUAGGCUCAGUUCGUAGUGCUGGGGGACUCCCUGCACCUGGAGCUGCAAUCCUGCGUGCUGGUUCCAGCCCCAAACUCCUCACUGUUACUGAUCACAAUGGUCACUUCCAAGUCCCUGGAAUCUGCCCUGAUGGCAACACAACUCUGAUGGUCAAGCUGAAUAAUCAUGCUCCACAGCAAGUAACUGUGCCCCCAAGCAAAGAACGCACUACCGUCCUUCUUUUGAGGCUUGAACGAGCAAAAAAACUCCAUGUGCUGAAAAACCCUGAGGAUAGGGCCAGAAGGGAAGGUCAGACCGCUGCAUUCUGUUGUAAGAUCGAUGGCACUCCUGGACCAAGCAGUUAUGAAUGGUUCCACAAUGGUACUCUGCUGGACAGGAGUCAGUAUCAGUAUGAUGAGACACUGGUUUUGAGAAAUCUUAGUUUGGACCAUGUUGGUGAAUACUACUGCAGAGGCAGCAAUGAAAACGGAGCCAUCAAAUCCAAACCAGCCACCCUCACAGUUAUUGGUCAAAAAGAACCAUCAUGCAACCCUAGGCCUGAUUCCCAUUUGAUCCGCUUACCACAUGACUGCUUUCAAAACGAAACUAACUCUUUAUACUUUGAUGUGGGAAGAUGCCCAACAACCAAGUGCACAGGGAAGCUGGAUAAUGGCAUCAGAUGCAAAGAUUCAGUUUCCUACUGCUGUGGAGUUUCAAAUCUGGAGGAGAGAGAGAUUACAUGUCAGGGAUAUCAAUUACCCAUCAUGGUGGUGACACAGUGUGGUUGCAAAAAAUGUGUGGACACAAAAGCUAUAGUUCGUGGACGUGCCAUCGCAGCAGAUACUGGAGAGCCCAUGAGGUUUGGACACAUCUACAUGGAUGGUGUAAAAUUAAGUCGGACUGGAUACAAAGGCACAUUCUCAAUCCAGGUGCCAACAAACACAGAGCGCCUGGUGCUCACAUUUGUGGACAGCAUGCAGAAGUUUGUCAACACCACAAAAGUACUACCAUUCAAUCCUAGAGGGGGAGCUGUGUUCCACGAGGUCAAACUGCUGAGGAAAAAGCCAGCUGUGAUCAUAAGCUCAAGAGAGACCAAUAAGCUUGAUCUUGGGGAGGUAGAAGGCCAGGAUCCUGUUGCUGAGAUUGAGAUCCCUCCAAAUGCAUUCUAUAAAGAGAAUGGAGAGGUGUUUAUGGGAAACGUCAAGGCCAGCGUGACUUUCCUAGACCCCAGGGAUGUUUCAACAGCAGCAGCUGCUCAGAGUGAUCUCAACUUCAUUGGUGAUGAAGGUGACACUCUGCCCUUGAGAACCUAUGGAAUGUUCUCAGUAGACUUUAGGGAUGAAGAAGGAGGGGAGUCACUCAAUGCUGGAGAGGUAAAAGUCAGACUCGAUGCUGCACAGGUGAAGAUGCCCGAACAUUUAAAGACCAUGAAAUUAUGGUCUCUAAAUCCUGAAACAGGUUUGUGGGAAGAGGAAGGCCAUUUCCAUGCUGAGAAGAAGCAACGAGGUAAAAGAGAGGAGAGGACAUUCCUCAUAGGUAACAUGGAAAUUCGUGAAAGACGGCUGUUUAACUUGGAUGUACCUGAAAACAGGAGAUGUUAUGUGAAAGUGCGGGCUUUUCGAAGUGAGCGAUACAUGCCAAGUGAGCAAACUGAAGGAGUCGUGAUGACUUUAAUAAAUAUGGAGCCCACACCAGGGUUUUCAACCAACCCUCGGGCUUGGGGUAGAUUUGACAGUGUCAUCACUGGCCCAAAUGGUGCAUGCCUUCCAGCCUUCUGCGAUGAACAGAAACCAGAUGCAUAUUCAGCCUAUGUCAUGGCCAACCUUGGGGGAGAAGAAUUAGAGGCAGUAGCGUCAUCUCCAAAGUUGAAUCCUAACAUCAUAGGUGUCCCACAACCCUAUUUGAAUAAACUCAACUAUAGACGCACAGAUCACGAUGAUCCUAGAAUUAAAAAAACAGCAUUUAGCAUUAAUGUGGCCAAACCCAGGAUAAAUGUGGCUGAGGAAGCCAAUGGUCCAGUCUAUCCAUUUGACAAGCUUAAAGAGUGUGAGGAAGCUUCAUUCAGUGCAGCUCACUUCCGUUUCUCGAGAGUUGAAGGUGAUCGGUAUGAUUACAACACAGUGCCUUUCAAUGAGGAUGAUCCUAUGAGUUGGACUGAAGACUAUUUGAGUUGGUGGCCAAAGCCCAUGGAAUACAGGGCCUGCUACAUUAAAGUAAAACUCAACAGUCCCCAUGAGCUCAACGUUCGGUCUCGAAAUAUGGGAGGUACCCAUCCAAGAACUGUUGGUCAACUUUAUGGCAUUCGUGACACCAGAAGCAUUCGAGACAUGGACCAAACAACAGUUUCAGCAGUGUGUCUUGAGUUUAAAUGUAGUGGGAUGCUCUACGAUCAAGACAGAGUGGAUCGAACCCUUGUGAAGGUAAUGCCUCAGGGAAGCUGCAAGAGAGAUGGUGUAAACAGCAUGCUCCAGGAAUACUUGGUGAAUCACCUUCCACUGGCAGUCAAUAAUGACACAAAUGAGUUCACCAUGCUUGCACCUUUGGACCCUCUGGGCCACAACUAUGGUAUCUAUACAGUGACUGACCAAGACCCCAGGACAGCAAAAGAAAUUGCGCUUGGCCGUUGCUUUGAUGGUACCUCAGAUGGCACAUCUCGAGUCAUGAAAAGCAAUGAAGGAGUGGCAUUAACAUUCACCUGUGGUGACAAAGAGGUCACUAGGCAAAGUAUGUUCCAGCAGAUACAGAACUCACUGGGUCAGGCCACAGCAGGAAGUGCUCGGCCAGGAAGAGGUAACCGGAGACAGAGAGGAAGUUCAACAGCACCUCGCAGCAGUCAGAGGAGGAGUACUCGUAAUUCCAACACACGUUCCCAGACCCUUGGUUGAUAACUAAAGGACUUUAAAAGAAAAGAAAAAAAAA